Messenger RNA from Aspergillus calidoustus, 2163 nucleotides. NCBI's taxonomy places the organism in Eukaryota, Fungi, Ascomycota, Eurotiomycetes, Eurotiales, Aspergillaceae. The record is from the annotation of a GenBank genome assembly.
AUGAAUAGGCCCUGGAUCACAGGCUUACUCCUUGUGGGAGUUGUGCUGCACUCCGUUGUUGGUGAUCUAGGUGACAUCAACCAGGUCCAAGAAAGUUUCCCUCCCUCAACCGGCAUCAGUCUGCACGUCCCCGCGCGCCCCAUUACCAUCCAAGACUUUUAUAUCUCGUCAGACGCGAAGGGAAACAACCAGUGCUGCCCUAUCGGAACGGUUUUCGAUGGCCGCGAGUGUAUCUUUCUCCACGCGUCAGUGUGCCCUCCCAACACACUACAGCAGGGAAAUAUAUGCGUCGCCAACCCCUCAUGCCCCCCUGGGUUCCGUUUCGUGGGCAACCAGUGCGUUUCCAACCAGCCACCGAUUUGCCCACCGGGGGCUACGUUCGAUGGCAAUGCAUGCGUUGCUCACGACAGCCCAAGAUGCCCUCCUGGAACAGUGUACAAUGGGCGUGCGUGCAUCGGCACCAGUCCAGCUGUAUGUCCUCCAAACUACACAGUAAAAGGCAACGUUUGUGUGACCACGCAGUCCCCAUCUUGUGGCAAUGGUAUGCAGUUUGAUGGGCACGGAUGCUCGAGCUCGCAGCCCCCCGGAUGCCCACCUGGUACCCAGCUUUCCGCAGGGGUCUGCAUCUCCACCAGUCCUCCCUCCUGCCCUCCGCCACUGCACUUCCAAGGCAACGCCUGUGUCACCUCAUCGCCACCCACGUGUCCCCCCGGAACACGGUUUGACGGGGUUGCUUGUAUUUCGCAAAGCCCACCAAGCUGCACCACUGGUGUCUUCGACGGUGGGGUGUGCAAGGACACGCAGCCCCCGAGAUGCCCCCCAGGCACCGUGCUUCACGGAUCCCUUUGCGUUACGCAGGGAGGUCCUGCCUGUCCGCCGGGCCACAGCCUGUCCGCCCACCAAAAUCAAGUCCGCUGCUGCGUGAGCGGGCUGACCUGGGAUGGGUCAAUCUGCGUCCUCCGACCCGGCCCCGGCCAGUCCUGCCCACCGGGAAGCACGUUCGACGGCACCAACUGCAUUUACUCGCCCACAGUCGCGCCCAGCUGCCCUGAGAACACCAACUUCAACGGCCAGCACUGCGUCUCCUCUACCUUGCCAGUCUGUCGCCCAGGCACCACGUUUAACGGCCAGGUCUGCCUUAGCAGCGAUCCCCCGCAGUGUCCGCCCAAGACCAGCUUUGACGGUCGCAACUGUGUCUCGACCGAUGGUCCGUCGUGUCCGCCCGGCACUGCGCUCAACGGAAACAAUUGCAUCGCCUCGAACCCGCCCGACUGCCCUCCCGGAACCAUCUUCAGCGGCCACAACUGCUUGUCCAGCCAGCCCCCGCAGUGUCCGCCAGGGUCCACCUUGAUUGGGCAAACCUGCCGCUAUCCAAAUGACCCAGAAUGCCCCCCUGGGUCCUCAUUCACUGGGCAGGACUGUGUCACCCCGCAGCCGCCUUCCUGCCCGCCGGGCUUCGCCUUCGACGGUGUGGACUGCGUUCACCAGCACCGACCCCAAUGUGCGCCCGACUACACCUUUGACGGCACCAACUGCGUUUCGAACAAGCGGCCCGACUGCCCACCCGGGACCACGUUCGACGGCCACGCUUGCCUCCACCAGGACCCUCCAACCUGCCCGCCAAACACUGCCUUUGACGGCACCAACUGCGCCGCGACCGCGAAGCCUGACUGCCCGCCGGGGAGUGUCUUUAACGGUCAGAAUUGCGUGCACACCAACCCACCACAGUGCCCACCCGGCUCGACGUAUGACGCUUCGCUCGCGCGCUGCGUCUCUACCAGCAAGCCCGAGUGUCCCCCCGGGACGACCUUUGACGGUAAAGACUGCACCGACCAACAGCGCCCAGACUGUCCGCCGGGAACCGCUUUCAAUGGCGGGGCAUGCGUCUCGACGUCGCCGCCGCAGUGCCCGCCCAAUACCUCGUUUGACGGCACAAAGUGUGUCUCGACCACCGGACCGUCCUGUCCACCCGGCACUCGCCUCGAGAAUGGUACGUGUAUUGUCAACAGAAAUCCGGACUGCCCGCCGGGUACUACGUUUGAUGGCCAGAUGUGUAGCGCCGCUACCAGGCCUGAGUGUUACGAGAUGCACGUCUGCCCGCCUGUUUCUCCGCUCGUGAGCCCGCUCGUGAGCCCCCUCGUGGGAGGUCUGGGCGCAAAGUGA